Stereum hirsutum FP-91666 SS1 is the source of this 1926-nucleotide messenger RNA. RefSeq lists its product as uncharacterized. The coding region runs from base 1 to 1926 and encodes 641 amino acids. The transcript has 38 exons. Lineage: Eukaryota; Fungi; Basidiomycota; Agaricomycetes; Russulales; Stereaceae. The record is from RefSeq and is a predicted model, not a curated record.
AUGCCUAGUCCCAUUCCUCUCGAUAAUACUUUAGGUGCUGUGUUCAUUGGAAUCAUAUUUUCCUCGAUUGUGUUCGGGAUUACAUGUCUUCAGGCAUAUAUCUAUUAUACACAACACUGUGAUGACGACCGUUUCUUUCUGCAGUUACUAGUUGCAGUGUUGAUGAUACUAGAUGCGAUUCAUCUCGCGUUACUUGUUGUCUUCUUUUAUCACGUCACCGUUUCGAAUUUCGGCGACCUCUCGGUUCUACAGCAUACUACCUGGAGUAUAACAUUUCAAAUUCUGUUCGUCCAUAUAAUUAGCACAAUCAUUCAAUUGUUCUUCGCCUGGAGGAUAUAUCACAUCAGCGAGAAGAAAAAGCCCAUUCCUCUUGUCACCGCGGUCAUAGCUAUAUCUCAAAUUGCAUGUGCCAUAGUGUUCGUAGUCGCGAUGUUGGAUGAAGACACACUGGGCAUGCCUGGCUCGAAGGCUGAAGAGAUCUGGUCCCCCCUGGCUUUGGGGUUGAAUACCAUAUGCGAUAUAUUCAUUGUAUCGGCGAUGGUAUCCCACUUCCGAAAGACCAAAGACAUGUUCUCCAGAACCCAAAAGGUCAUAACUAGAAUCAUCACGUAUGCCUUGAAUACUUGUCUUCUCAACACAUUCUUCGCCCUUACUGGUUUGAUUGUGGUCAGUUGUGAAGCUGCCGUAGCUCGCGGAGACGAGCGUCCUUCACUGAAAUGGCUCUUCAUAGUAUCUAAGUGCACGAUCAACACUACUCUAUACACCAUUUUUCUUCAUGUUAUCACGAGUAUAUACUUGCUCAUUCAUUUCAACACACCCGUUCUCGUGCACGAAACCUUUCUGACCAACUUGAGGAAGGGAGAAGUCGUGUAUAGCCGAACAAGACUCUUGCAGCAGAGGUCGCUUGGGCUUGACGAUGUCAGUCAGGAGAUUUCCUCACCGCGGUGGUUUGCUCUUGAAAGUUUCUCGUGCGAGUGUUGGAGUCUACUGAGAACGUCAUUGCUGCUACGGCAAGACCAUCGUCUCUUACAAGUUGAGCUCGGCGGCCGUGUGCCGCUAUAUAUCGCGCACAGUAGUAUUUCUGAGCAUGUGUACUGCCUCGAAAUCUCGGACAAUCAAAUCUAUUUUUACACUUGUGAUGAUGGCGUUCGGCCGCCGUUUCUCAUCCCCGGGACUAUCAGCCACAGUCCAUGCGGCUACGUUGCUGAUCGUGCUGUGUUCAUUGGAAUUAUACUGUCCUCGAUUGUGUUUGGGAUUACAUGUCUUCAGACAUAUAUGUAUUAUACACGACACUGUGAUGACGACCGUUCUCUUCUGCGAUUACUAGUUGCGGUGUUGAUGUUACUGGAUGGGACUCAUGUUAUUCUAAUCGUUGUUUUCUUUUAUCACGUCACCGUCUCGAAUUUUGGGGACUUUUCAGUUCUAGAGCGUAAUACCUGGAGUAUAACGGUUCAGGUUCUGUUCGUUCAUAUAACUAGUGCAAUCAUUCAACUUUUUUUCGCCUGGAGGAUAUAUCACAUCUGGGAGAGGAGGAAACUCAUUCCUCUUGUCACCAGGCUUAUCGAGCUACAACAUCUAUAUAGCAUGUGCCAUAUUGUGACUCGAUAUGCGAUGGCUUAUGUCCUCAAUAUUGCAGUGUUCGUGGUUACAACGUCUCGCGAGGAUACACUUGCCACGUCUAACUCAAAAGCUGGAGAGAUAUGGACCGCACUGGCUUUGGCAUUGAAUAUCAUAUGCGAUAUCUUCAUCGCAUCGGCCAUGGUGUUUCACUUUAAAAGGACCAAGACUACGUUCCCCAGAUUCUUCGCCCUCACUGGCUUGGUCGUGUACCUCAGUGCACGAUCGACGCUGGCCUAUGCGCCAUUUUUCUUUAUGCUACCACGAGGUUUGCCCGAUAAAAUAUUCCUGUCCUAUAUCGUGUUCUGA